UCUAGGCAUAACACGUGGCUACCAUUUCUUAAACUUUAAUGGGAUACCAGUCAGGUACUGAGAAACCUUGCCCAGAUGGGGUGCAGUUGCUGUAAAAUACUGAACAGUUAUAUGUUCAAGCCCCAAGAACCGCACACGAAUGGCUAUGUGAAUGAAGCCCACAAUUAUGAACACGACCGCUCCAAGUCACCCACCAUAAAAAUCAGUGAGCUGAUGAAAGAAGGGCACAACGUAAUUGACAGGUUCACUGGCUCGCAGGAUCUGUAUAGUGUGUCAGAAAAGAUCAAUGGCAAGAAUGAUGAAGUUGAUUCUGGCGACCCGGUAACGGUUUCCUCAUAUGCAGUUUUAAAUAUUAACUUUUCUGGAGAAAUCAAAGAACAAGAUGCACAUUAUUCACAGUCCGAUGAUAACUGGCCGACCAAAACUUCUACACAAAGCUUACAGCAAAAUGUUGACCUGAGCCACAAUUCAGAUGAACCAGAAUGUAUUCAGCAUGAGCUGUGUGGGUCAGUUCAGGAAAACAACUCCUUUACAGAAAGUGUAACACUCGAGGCAGAAAGGAGCGGGCUUACAUUAGAUAGUUCAAAUUCCAUAAGUAACUCUUCAGAUGUGAAUGAGCUUCCUGAAAGUGAAGGCUUUGAACAUGAUGCUGGUGCAUAUUCUUCUGAUAAUGAUAGACAUGACUCUAAUCCAUCUACAGUGGAUACAGAUUCAACCAUGAGGUCAAAAGAACCUUCUCUGAUUUCCCUCAUGAUAGAGAGAAGUUCAGCUAGGGGUUCAAAAAAAGAUGCAAUCAUUACAAAUGGCAUUGACACAGAAGAUGACUUGGAUCCAGAUAUUGCUGAGGCACUUGCAGCUUUGGCAGAUGCAAUAGCUGGUGAAGACUUUGAAGACUGUUAAAUUGCAAAUUGAGCAUUCUCUUAUUGUAUGGGUAUGCACUUUCUAGAGAAAGCAGGCAUC
Molecule: messenger RNA, 960 nt
Organism: Nanorana parkeri
Lineage: Eukaryota; Metazoa; Chordata; Amphibia; Anura; Dicroglossidae
Exons: 3
Coding region: 76-900 (274 amino acids)
Source: RefSeq, a predicted model, not a curated record